Messenger RNA from Mytilinidion resinicola, 2239 nucleotides. RefSeq names its product P-loop containing nucleoside triphosphate hydrolase protein. Bases 62 to 2035 code for a protein of 657 amino acids. Gene Ontology annotation, biological process: ribosomal subunit export from nucleus. The record is from RefSeq and is a predicted model, not a curated record. Gene Ontology annotation, cellular component: cytosol. The transcript has 2 exons. Lineage: Eukaryota; Fungi; Ascomycota; Dothideomycetes; Mytilinidiales; Mytilinidiaceae. Gene Ontology annotation, molecular function: GTP binding; GTPase activity.
GGACGACUCACUCUCCCUCAACACAACACCACUCUCGAAAUACUUCUAAACAACAUUCAAUAUGGUUUUAGCAAAGUCGAAGAACAGCGUCGGGCUGGGCAACAGCCUGAUGAACGAUCGCUUUGGGAAGAACAAGGGCGCAGACAUGCGGCGGGGCACUCACAAUGCCGAAGCCAUUCAGAGGACGGACAUGGAUGGACAGACGUACCUCACCAAUGGGAAGAAAGAGGCGUCCUGGGUCAAGAUGCGCUCCGUCACCGAACAAGGUGCCCUCGACGAAUUCCUCUCGACCGCCGAUCUGGCAGGCACCGAUUUCACAGCGGAGAAGAUGAACAACGUCAAAAUCAUUCACAGAGACCAGAAGAACCCGUACUUGUUGUCGUCAGCAGAGGAGCGAACUUUGUCCAAGAAGCACAAGGAGAACAAGAGUCGCCUGACAGUACCGAGGCGGCCAAAAUGGGACGAGAAAACAACACCACAGGAACUGGAUAGGCUUGAGAAAGCGUCGAUACUGGACUGGAGGAGAGGUUUAGCUGAGUUACAGGAGACAAGCGACUUGCUCAUGACACCGUUCGAGAGGAAUUUGGAGGUGUGGCGACAGUUAUGGAGGGUCAUUGAGAGAUCGGACUUGGUAGUGCAGAUUGUGGAUGCCCGGAAUCCGCUUUUGUUCCGAAGUGAAGAUCUGGAGAAAUACGUCAAGGAAGUCGAUCCGAGGAAGAACAACCUGCUGUUGGUGAACAAGGCCGAUAUGAUGACCAUCGAGCAGAGGAAGGCUUGGGCCGACUAUUUCGUCGAGGCAGGCAUCAACUUUAGGUACUUUUCGGCUGAGUUGGCGAAAGAGAUAAACGAAUCCCGAGUUUUGGACGAGGAUGAUGAAGACGAGGACGAGGAGGAAGAGGAACAAGACAACCUUGCAAAGGAAGCAAAGAAGAUCGAUCUGCAGGACGCCCAAGAAGAAGAUGGCAAAUGGGUCGAUGAAGAGAGUGUUAGUAGCGAUGACGAGCCUCUAUCCGAGGAAGAGGAGCGGACUCGAAUUUUGACAACAGAGGAGCUCGAGGAGCUUUUCCUUGAGCAUGCUCCCGAGAUUGACACCGGACCUGGUCAACCACCACGCAAAACGCAAAUUGGUCUCGUCGGGUAUCCCAACGUCGGAAAAUCGUCUACUAUCAACGCCUUGAUUGGUGCUAAGAAGGUCUCCGUUUCCGCAACUCCCGGAAAGACCAAGCAUUUCCAAACAAUCCACCUCAGCGACGCCGUCAUCCUCUGCGAUUGUCCCGGUCUCGUGUUCCCCAACUUCUCAACCACCAAGGCAGAGCUCGUAUGCUCUGGCGUCCUUCCCGUCGACCAGCUCCGCGAAUUCACAGGCCCGGCAGGUCUCGUAGCUCAACGAAUCCCCCACUCCUUCCUCGAAGCAGUCUACGGUAUGAAAAUCAACAUACGCCCAGCCGAAGAGGGUGGGUCAGGUGUUCCAACUGCACAAGAGGUCCUGGGUGCGUACGCUACUGCGAGAGGCUUUCACACUACCGGAGCAAGUAAUCCCGACGAAUCUCGUGCCGCGCGUUACAUUUUGAAAGACUACGUCAAGGGGAAACUCCUAUUCUGCCACCCACCUCCCAGAGAGCCACCUAUCGACCUGAAGCACUUUAAUCGCGAAUUAUACGAUCAGAGCCAUCUUCCCGAAAAGAGACGGACUCAUCUGGCAGUAGCAAGUGCCGCCUCCGUCACUGGAUCAGAAGACCCGUCCCUAAUGGACGACGUCGAUCUCCCUGUUCGGCCCAUUGAAGGCAAGAAGACGUCAUACAUGGACAACAAGUUCUUUGGGCCGAAUGGGAGCAACGCUGGGCAUUUGCAGAUGCCAUUCCAGCACGUAUACAGUGAGCAGGGUCAGGCCAAGCAGCUGACGGGGCGGAAACAGAAGGCCAUGCUGGCUCUUGAGAAGGGCGUGGAUCCUGCAGAGUUGAGGUUGAGCGGGAAGAAACAUUUCAAAGCAAACAAAAGGAGAGGGAAAGGGAAGGCGAGGGAUGAUUAUGAUUAGUUCUGCUGAGAGUCUAUCAUGCAUGGUUGGUUCUUAUGGCGUUUAGGACAGAGCAUGAUUGGCAUGAUAAAACCGUGCCACAAUUCUACUGCCAUUGAUUUGAUUAUGGAACGUGUUUUUGAGUAUCGUAACGAAGUAAGCCUUGGAAACGCAAUUGUGUCAAGCCCCUAAUACCCUGGCAUGCUGUCCAUAUUGUGCGCUCCG